Messenger RNA from Adineta ricciae, 1323 nucleotides. NCBI's taxonomy places the organism in Eukaryota, Metazoa, Rotifera, Eurotatoria, Adinetida, Adinetidae. The record is from the annotation of a GenBank genome assembly.
AUGGCUUCACAAUCGAAUGAUCAUUUACCUGCUUUGAAAGAUUACAAUGCGAUCUUGGAAAAUACAUUGGCACCAUUUGCGACGGCUUCACGCAAACUUGGCGGCGAAUUGCCGGCUAUGAUCGAUCAUGUUACGCGUUUAUUCAGUGCUCAACAGCAAUUUCUGCGAAGUGCUUUGCAAAAUAAAAAGCCAACUAAUGAUCAACAGAUACAAGAAUUAAUUAAACCGCAAUCGACAGAAAUUGAAGCGAUUUGCGCAUAUACGAACAAGAAUCGCAAAUCUCCUUUUUUCAAUCAUCUCUCUGCCAUUUCGGAAGGUAUUCCGGCACUGGGGUGGAUCCUCGUUUCGCCUACGCCUGCUCCACAUAUCAAGGAAAUGUCUGACGCCGCACAAUUCUAUGCUAAUCGUGUUUUGAAAGAGUUCAAAGAAAAAGAUCCAACUCACGUUGAAUGGGUGAAAGACUGGAUGAAGGUUUUGAAUGAUUUGCAUGCAUACGUGAAACAACAUCAUACGACUGGUUUAACUUGGGGUGCUCAUGGCAGUCAACACGGUUCAAGCGCUGCGUCCGCACCCCCACCUCCCCCGCCUCCACCGACUUCUGAUUUGUUAUCAUCAACAACGCACGCUGAUGACGGUCAGUCACGAACAGAAUUAAUGAACUCAAUCAACGCAUUGGGCAUGGGUGUAACAGCGCAUUUGAAGAAAGUACCGGACGAACUUAAACUUCAUAAAAAUACUCAGCUGAGAGAGAAAUUAGUCGAUCAACCAGUCGAACGAUCGAACAAAUGUCAUGCAUCAAGUUCGAACACUUCGUCAUCAGCAGCAGCAACAUCAACUACAGGUUCACCUAAAUUAGCAUUAGAAGGUAACAAAUGGAUGGUAGAAUACUUUUCCAAUCGAGCUGAUCUCAAAAUUUCUGAAACAAAUAUGAAACAAACAGUUUACAUCUACAAAUGCGCCAACUGUACGAUUCAAAUUGAAGGAAAAGUCAAUUCCAUUGUUCUCGAUCAAUGCACGAAAGUUGGACUUCAAUUUACAUCAGUUGUCUCAUUAGUUGAAUUCAUCAACUGUCGUAGCAUGAAAAUCCAAGUCAUCGAUCGUGUACCGACGAUUCAAAUCGAGAAAACCGAUGGCUGCCAUGUAUAUCUAUCGAAAACAUCACUCGACACUGAAUUCAUCACAUCGAAAUCAUCCGAAAUGACAGUCAAUGUUCCAUUUGGUGAUGGUGAAUACAAAGAACAUCCAAUCCCCGAACAAUUCAAAACGCAUUUAAAAGCCGGCAAACAGUUGAUCACUGUUCCGAAUGAAUCUGCUGGUGUUUAA